UUGAGAUCUUGUUCUUAGUGAUCGCACACUCCAAAUUUUCCACUGAAGCAGAAGAAGAAGCAAACACUCUUCACCAAUCACCAUGAUUGAAGACGAGUCUCUGUUCCGCAACGCUCUUCUCACUCUCUACCUCAUAGCUCCACCAACGUUAAUCUCGCUGAGAUUCCUCCAAGCACCUUAUGGGAAGCACCACAGGGCUGGGUGGGGUCCAAACCUUCCACCACCAUUGGCAUGGUUUCUCAUGGAAAGUCCAACACUUUGGCUUACCCUUUUGCUCUUUCCACAUGGCCAUCAAUCUUCCAACCCAAAAUCCAUCAUUCUCAUAAUCCCUUUUCUCUUCCAUUACUUCAACCGAACCUGCCUCUACCCACUUCGCCUCCUCAAUGCCCCUUCAAGGAAAACCGCAACUGGGUUUCCCUUAAGUGUGGCAUUGAUGGCUUUUGUAUUCAACUUGUUGAAUUCUUACCUUCAGGCCAGAUGGGUCUCUCACUACAAGGACUAUGAUGAUGAUGGGUGUUGUUUCUGGUGGAAGUUCUUUUGUGGGUUAUUGGUGUUUUUGUGUGGCUUGGGAAUCAAUGUUUGGUCUGAUAGGGAAUUGCUGAGGCUCAAGGGUGAAGGGAAGGGGUAUGUGGUGCCAAGGGGAGGGUUGUUUGAGCUUGUGACUUGUCCAAAUUAUUUUGGGGAGAUGGUGGAGUGGCUUGGUUGGGCAGUGAUGACAUGGUCUUGGGUUGGACUAGGGUUCUUCCUCUACACUUGUGCUAACUUGGGACCCAGGGCACUUGCAAAUCAUCAGUGGUAUUUGGAGAAAUUUGGGGAGGACUAUCCCAAGAAAAGGAAAGCCGUUAUUCCAUACUUGUAUUGAUUUUUCUUUCUGCCUUGUACUUUAGGAUGUAGGUGUCAAAGGACAUGAAAAUUAGGAUGUGUUGAUGAAGCAUUGCAGGAAAACUUGGUUUAUCUGAUAUAAGGUUGGAUUAUUGGAUUGGUAUGAUUAGAAGUUGUUUUAAUUAAGAAUUCCUUUAUGCACUAUUCUGUCUUACUUGGAGAUGACUGUUUUAUGACACCACUUCUUAAUAAUACACCACCUCUUUUGUAUAUCUUAACAUAUGUGUAAGAUACAUUAAGCAAUGAAGUAGAAUAAAUUCAUUAGUGAUAAAUUCAUCAACAGAACGUAUCAUAUGAUUUGUGGAUUGAUAUUUAUUGAUUUUAAAUGAAGUGUGCCACAUAAGUUAUAACAUGAUAUUUUCUUUUGUGUGUCAAAAUAAUAGAAGGAUAUUAUAUGCAAAUCUGUCAGAUUG
Molecule: messenger RNA, 1295 nt
Organism: Gastrolobium bilobum
Lineage: Eukaryota; Viridiplantae; Streptophyta; Magnoliopsida; Fabales; Fabaceae
Product: steroid 5-alpha-reductase DET2
Exons: 1
Coding region: 83-862 (259 amino acids)
Biological process (GO): brassinosteroid biosynthetic process
Cellular component (GO): membrane
Molecular function (GO): 3-oxo-5-alpha-steroid 4-dehydrogenase activity
Source: RefSeq, a predicted model, not a curated record